GUGCAUCAAGCUUACACCCAAGUGGCCAAAAGUCGAUCUAACACUCCCCACUUGUUCUCCAGAAAUAGCAUUCUCCUCUCCUCUACCUUUGAAAUCAUCUACUUCACUAUAAUUAUACUGAGAAUCGCUGUUGAUUACUUCACCGGCGGUGGCUUCACAUGGAAGAUGCUGCCUUCAAUUUCUUCUAGUGUGCGCCGUCCUUGUUGCUUAUCGUGCACCUCUUGCCUCACCUCCUGACCUCCUACAGCCCGUCGCUACUUCUGCUACCGGAAAUUUCGUCAGUUUUGGUAAGAUCAACAGCUCUGAACCAGUGAUUGACGGUAAAAUUAUGUCGAAAGCUCGUGUUUACACCGAUGUCAAUGUGCUUCGCCCGAGGGAAUAUUGGGAUUAUGAAGCCCUUACUGUUCAAUGGGGUGAUCAGGAUGACUAUGAGGUUGUUCGGAAAGUUGGAAGAGGAAAAUAUAGUGAAGUUUUUGAAGGUAUAAAUGUUAACAGCAACGAAAAGUGCAUAAUCAAGAUCCUGAAACCUGUCAAGAAGAAAAAGAUCAAGAGAGAGAUCAAAAUCUUGCAGAACCUCUGUGGCGGACCAAACAUUGUCAAACUCCUUGAUAUUGUCAGAGAUCAGCACUCAAAAACUCCAAGCUUAAUUUUUGAGUAUGUGAACAGUACAGAUUUCAAAGUACUGUACCCUACAUUAACAGAUUAUGACAUCCGGUACUACAUAUAUGAGCUUCUCAAGGCACUAGACUAUUGUCAUUCACAGGGAAUAAUGCAUAGAGAUGUCAAGCCACAUAAUGUUAUGAUAGACCAUGAAUUGCGGAAGCUUCGCUUGAUAGACUGGGGUCUUGCUGAAUUUUACCAUCCAGGAAAGGAAUAUAAUGUUCGUGUGGCUUCAAGAUACUUCAAGGGCCCGGAACUUCUUGUUGACUUGCAAGACUAUGACUAUUCUUUGGACAUGUGGAGUCUUGGAUGCAUGUUUGCAGGAAUGAUUUUCCGGAAGGAACCUUUCUUCUAUGGUCAUGAUAACCAGGAUCAGCUUGUCAAAAUUGCUAAGGUACUUGGAACUGAUGAGUUGAAUGCAUAUCUGCACAAGUAUCAACUAGAACUUGAUCCUCAGCUGGAGGCUAUGGUUGGGAGACACAGUAGGAAGCCAUGGUCCAAAUUUAUAAAUGCAGAUAAUCAGCAUUUAGUGUCGCCAGAGGCUAUAGAUUUUCUUGACAAGCUUCUCCGUUAUGACCAUCAGGAUAGACUUACAGCAAGAGAAGCAAUGGCCCAUCCUUAUUUCCUGCAAGUGAGGGCUGCAGAGAAUAGCAGGAUGAGGACGCAGUAGCCAGUUGUAUUGGUCUUACUGGGAAAGAAGAAAAUAUGGUGUAAUGUAGCAUACAUUGCUCUCUUCAUCUAUUUGGAUUAAAGUACAGGAUAAGUUGAACUUAAGAGGGCAGAAUUUCAUCAUGGAGCAUUUCAUGAGCAAUUGGUUUCAUAAAUCUACCUCUCAUGACCUUGUUGACGAUUGCCUAUGUUCCCCCUGCCGAUUAUGAAUUCUCUUCAUUAGUCUUCAUAUUUUUGUAUCCAAAGCCAUCUUCCAUGUGGAGUGUAUUGUUUGAGAAUUGCAAUUUACUGAAGCUUUUUACUGAGAAACUUUGCCAAGUUGACGUUGUGGCACAUACUGGUAGAGUGCAUUGCUUCAUCAUUCAGCCAGCUUGUUUGUGUACUUUAUUACUUGAUAUAUAAGCUCUCUUUUUUGUUCU
Nicotiana tabacum (common tobacco) is the source of this 1748-nucleotide messenger RNA. The record is from RefSeq and is a predicted model, not a curated record. Lineage: Eukaryota; Viridiplantae; Streptophyta; Magnoliopsida; Solanales; Solanaceae.